GCCUAUUAGGCACUUUCCUUGUGAAUUUUCAGUAAAUUCAGAUAGUCCGAGAUUGCUGUCGGAGAUGACGAGCCCGUUCAUAACAUGGUAGGAACCCCGAGGAGUACAGGGUGCGAUAAUUGUCGGGUACGGAAGAAAAAGUGCGGAGAGGAACGUCCUCAAUGCCAGGCUUGUUUGGCCGCAGGAUGGCCAUGUCCUGGCUAUGCGAGACGUUGGAAGUUUAUCAACGAGAACCAGCAACUGGCUUCUUAUUAUCAGAAGAAGAGUUACAUCUUCGAGGAAGUUGAUACAGUGCCAAGUACUGUUGAAGAUUGGAACCCAGAUUAUAAUGAUCUAUAUUUGUGGCCAUACGGAAAGCUCUCGACAUCGGCAGGUUUCGGUACAUUCAGGCUCAACAUACCUUGGCCUCUAACCUCCGAGCACGACCGAAGUGGCUCUCUGCUUGUCUACAUCAUAGAAGAUCCGAAGAGCCAAGGACUAUUCCCCAUUAAUUCCCAUGGUGACUAUUUCAGCUUCAUACCCAGUCGUAUCGGCCACAAUGUUGCUCUUGACGCUUCCGUGUCGUGCUUAUGCGGUCUUUUUAUCGAUGUUUUCACUGGCAAUUCGACGAUCUCGGAAACCGCCAUCCGCCGGUAUAUGAGCAGUCUAAGAUGUCUUAGAGAGUGCCUUGAUGAUGAGCGGAAGCGUUUGGAGUCCGAAACUAUUUGCGCAUCUGUCAUUCUGCAAUUGUGUGAGCUGGUAAUGAAUGCAGAUAAUGGGAGAUGGAGUCAUCUGUCCAGAGGUACAAAAGUCCUUAUACGAGAUUGCGGACCCGAGAGGUGUGCUGCUCCUUUUGAACGCGCCCUGCUUGAGUCGCAGCGAGCUUGGUUUAUAAUGUUAGAUAUGAGUGAAGGCCAAGAGUGUUUUCUCUCGCAAUUGCAAUGGCGCCAGUUGCUCCAGAGUCCGGCAGUAUUUCCUAUCAGUAAAGGGCCUCCAAGUCUGUCCCUACGUUCGAAGCUCUGUGAUCUACUUGUGGACGGUCCGGACUUGCUUUCGGAGGCGUCGAAGCUGUCAAUGCUGGAAGCCAGUGGUUUGUGCCGCAAAUCCGAACUAGAAAGGCAACGUGAUCAUGUCAUAUACCGUGCCGUCUCGAUGAAGCAGAGCAUUGAGAGAUGGUACAUUGAGGAAUUUGAACCAUCGCUUUUAGCACAUAGGCCUCUAGCCAACGCGUCUACGAAGGCCGUGCCACCAUCCGAUUUGCAAUCCAAUCUUGGCAUCCCCAGAUACCCUGAGGUUCUCUUCGGUGUCUUGGACUGCAUCUCCAACUCUGUCUUGAUUAGACUUGACGAGCUGCUGUUGUCACUCACAGCAGGAUCGCUGGGAGGACAUAAUGGGUCUGCUGCUGCCGUUGACCCCGACAUUACCGCGCAGCGACAAGAAACUGUGCGCACAUCAUUCGAUUCUGUGCGGCAGAGUUCAAGAGUAGCCGCAAAGCCUCUUGAAUUUGGAAUGCGCCAGAUCUGGUCAAUCGGCCGCGUCUUUAAUCAAGGCCAGACGUUUGACAUAUGAGAAGGUCUAGUGCUUUGCUUCGUGGAUAUUGAAUUCUACUGGAAAUUGG
This is a messenger RNA of Paecilomyces variotii, 1597 nucleotides long. RefSeq lists its product as hypothetical. Gene Ontology annotation, biological process: regulation of DNA-templated transcription. Gene Ontology annotation, molecular function: DNA-binding transcription factor activity, RNA polymerase II-specific; zinc ion binding. The transcript has 4 exons. The record is from RefSeq and is a predicted model, not a curated record. The coding region runs from base 85 to 1548 and encodes 487 amino acids. Lineage: Eukaryota; Fungi; Ascomycota; Eurotiomycetes; Eurotiales; Thermoascaceae.